Molecule: messenger RNA, 1038 nt
Organism: Rhodotorula toruloides NP11
Lineage: Eukaryota; Fungi; Basidiomycota; Microbotryomycetes; Sporidiobolales; Sporidiobolaceae
Exons: 5
Coding region: 1-1038 (345 amino acids)
Source: RefSeq, a predicted model, not a curated record
AUGGCUGAUCCCGCGAUUGCUGGGGCUCAGAUGGCUCAGUUGGCUACCUCUUCCGCUACACCAGGCGCCGCAGCUCCGCCAAUCCCGCCCGUCGCCUCGGACGCAUCAGGUGGAGCACCCUUGGCAUCGUCCUCGUCUUCCGGCAUCUCUCCCUCGCCUGCAGCGCCGCCAACUCCAUCAGCAGUCGCAGGGGCACCCAGCGCCGCUACGCCUGCAACAGCGAAGGGAAAAGGGAAGGCGAAGGCCGCUGGGCAGAAGAACAAGGCUGCAGAGGGUCCGGACGGCGAGCCAAAGCCAAAGAAGAAGAAGACGGCUGCGAAGAAGCCUGGAGAGCCUGGUCCAGGGAAAUCGUGGCGAAAGGGUUUGAAAGGCAACCUUGCCGGCGUGGGACUGGAUCCUGCUGUCGCGGCUGGUCUACACGGUGCUGGCACUCCCGGCGCGAGCUCUCCCGGCGGCGCCGGCUCGCCCGCGCCUUCUCGCGCAUCGGCCGCAGGCGGUACAGGCGGAGUCGGCGCUCCUCCAAAGCUCGGCAACCAGUUUCUCGCGACUCAGCCCCUCCAGAUUGGCACGCCGAGACCGAGGAAGUGGAUCAAGGGGAAGAUGGAGUUCAAGCGGUAUGAUGGAGCGACAAUCUUGCUUCCGAGCUGGCAGGGCGACUCUUACUCGGCCUUUGCGACGGCCGUCGGUACCGCCGAGAUCGACGAACUCGCCUCCCCUCCUCCAGCCUCUUCCCCUCUCCCGCCUCUUCCCAGCUCCAAACCUCGCGCAGCUCCUUCACCAGCUCCUCGAGCAUCAGCACCCGCUCAAACCCACGUCCCUCCCGCGCAACCCCCGAUGCUCUUCCCUCCGACUCUCCCCGCUCUUCCGCCUCAGCCAGCUCGGCCUCAACAAGCGCCGACGCCUGCACCGACGGCGGGUGUGAAGGUCGAAGACGCACCAACUGGGCAGACGCAGAUGGUUUCGGCGCAUCAGGCGGGAUUGGGAGUCGAUGCGAGUGCAGCGCCGGCUUUUACGCCUGCGACCGGAGGGAGCGCGUGA